AUGACGCCCCUGUUUGGAGUUUGCCUUCCCUGGCUUUUAAUGGUUACUGCUGUGGCAUCUGCACAGAAGAAUUUCAACCAAAGAACUGGCUUGGCGACAGAGUGCCUUGGAAAUGUUUUGAGGGUAACGCUGGAUAAAUCCUUAACUAUAGGAAAUCAUCUUGAAAUUGAUGCUAUGAAUGGUUCACAAAUUGUCCCUCUAACUCCUGGGCUGGCAGCUAAAUGUGGCUACAGCAUGGAAUCUGACCCCUGGGGCAACACUAAAGUUUAUGCUUCUCUGCUUAACUGCUUUGCUGACAAUCAGGAGGAUGGUGUCUUUGACCUUGGAAUGCAAUUUCGGAUGUACGGAGACCACAAAUCUGAGGAAGACAAGCGUGUGGUGACAAAGACCUGCAGAUACAACCAGUGGGCACCUCGAGAGAUUCUUUGUGACCGCAACUACAUUGAGGUGUCUAUAUUCAGACUGACUCCUGACAUUGAAAAAGUCCCUGGGCUGCCUGAGGGUCCUGACCAUGGGGGAAAAAUGGAAGAUGACCAGUGGGCCAGUGCUGUUGACGAGGUUUGUAGGUCUAUUCUCUGGCUCUGCCUGUUACUGUGUGAGUGGGAUGUCACUUAA
This is a messenger RNA of Chanos chanos (milkfish), 615 nucleotides long. RefSeq lists its product as uncharacterized. The record is from RefSeq and is a predicted model, not a curated record. NCBI's taxonomy places the organism in Eukaryota, Metazoa, Chordata, Actinopteri, Gonorynchiformes, Chanidae. Bases 1 to 615 code for a protein of 204 amino acids. The transcript has 6 exons.